Molecule: messenger RNA, 1041 nt
Organism: Chaetura pelagica (chimney swift)
Lineage: Eukaryota; Metazoa; Chordata; Aves; Apodiformes; Apodidae
Gene: ALYREF
Product: Aly/REF export factor
Exons: 8
Coding region: 1-1041 (346 amino acids)
Biological process (GO): mRNA export from nucleus
Cellular component (GO): nucleus
Molecular function (GO): mRNA binding
Source: RefSeq, a predicted model, not a curated record
AUGGUGCAGCCGAAUUUGCCCUGGAAAGCUGUCGAUGAUGGUUUGGGAAGUGCCCGCGUGUGCCGGGAGCAGGGCUGGGGCCCUGCGGCGCUGACGGGCUGGGGGUCCCCUCCCUCUCGCUCCCAGGAGCUCUUUGCAGAGUUUGGGACCCUGAAGAAGGCGGCCGUGCACUACGACAGGUCCGGCCGCAGCCUGGGCACGGCCGACGUGCACUUUGAGCGGAAGGCGGACGCGCUGAAGGCCAUGAAGCAGUACAACGGGGUGCCCCUGGACGGGCGCCCCAUGAACAUCCAGCUGGUCACGUCACAGAUCGACACACAGAGGAGACCGGUGCAGAGUGUAAACAGAGGUGGGAUGACCAGAAACCGCGGUGGUUCAGGAGGAUUUGGUGGUGGAGGCGGCAACAGACGAGGAACUCGUGGUGGGAGCAGAGGGAGAGGCAGAGGAGCUGGGAGAACUUCCAAACAGCAGCUCUCUGCAGAGGAACUAGAUGCACAGCUGGAUGCUUAUAACGCCAGGCUGCUGUUACUGAGGGCCAAGGAGCAGCCGCAGCUCCUGGUGUGGGCACAGGAUGGACACCAGCUAAAGCGGCGCCCGGCGCGGGCGCCCGAGGACUCCGACCUGGCUCCCGGCUCCGGGGGCGGCAGCAGCCGCGGGGGGGUUUGGUCUCCGGGCGCUGCCCUGGCUCGGCGGGCGCUUCGCAACGACUCCGAAACUCGGAGCUUCCUUUUCCUGAGAGGGCGAGGGGUCGGGCCGCGCGGGGCGGCCGAGCUGCGGGUUGUCCGGGCGCUCCCCGGGCUGCUCUUGGGCCAGGCCCUGCUGAGCGAGGGCAGAUUCGUUGUGUCCCACCGCGGGAAAGGGCUGAUGCCCACGGACGGGUCACGCUGUGCCGGGAGGAUCCCAGAGAGGGUCUCGGUGUGCCAGCUGGCAGGGCAGGCUGAAGGCAGCGAGUGCCGGUUCCUGGUGGGAAGCUACUCCUGGGAAGCACCCGGGGCUCUUCGCCUGGACUUCAUUCCCCGGCUGACGAGCCAGCUCUGGUGA